Molecule: messenger RNA, 22623 nt
Organism: Drosophila suzukii
Lineage: Eukaryota; Metazoa; Arthropoda; Insecta; Diptera; Drosophilidae
Gene: futsch
Product: futsch
Biological process (GO): dendrite development; regulation of microtubule depolymerization; axonogenesis
Cellular component (GO): synapse; dendrite; microtubule
Molecular function (GO): actin binding; microtubule binding
Source: RefSeq, a predicted model, not a curated record
GUCGGAGAUUCAGAAACAGAAUCAGAAACAGAAACAGAAGUCAAGACAAGACCCAGAGUCCAUAGCGAACAGCAGUUCGAUAGGAGAGUUGCGAUAAACUCAAGUUGCGAUUAAAUCGAAGCGGAAAAGCCACGAAAAUUUACAGCACUGCACUGCACUGCAAAUGCGGAAUGCCCACUAGAUAAACGCUAAAUUUAAAAUUUCAAAUUCUAAAUGCUAAGUGCCAGCGCCCGAACCAGCGGCAAUCAAUCAAUUAGGCCCAAAGGGCUGGUGCGCCCCAGUAGCAACAAAUACGGCCGGAGAGAGCAGCCGGAUACCAAUCGACAGCAGAGACAGAAGUUGUGACAGAGAGAAAAACAGAGACCCAGCAGCAGAGACAUUGAGAGAAAGAGCGAGAGCAUUGUUGGCAGUGACAGCAGUUAAAAAUCAAUAUCCGUCUAAAGUUUAUUUCGGUUUCGGUACGGACAACUCAGAAACUUCAAGUUUUUCUAAUCGAAAUUCCCCUAGAAAUUAAUAGGCCAAAAUUAUCCUACGUAGCUUAACUCGAUAAAAACUAAAAUCCAUGCUUUUUGUCAAUCGCGUCCGCUUUGUGCUACAAAUUUAACAUUUAAACGUUUUUUGCGAGUGUAAUCGUGUGUCCAUUUUAUGCUAAACUUGAACAUAGAGUUUAAAGAAGUAACCAAAGUUUAAGAACAACUUGCUCCAUCCAAUGCCAUGUGUGUUUUAAUAACGUUAGAACGGCUCCGGUCCAAAUAAUUAGUGACAAAUAACCAGUGCAAUCAGCCAAGUAAAUCCAAGUUUGGCCAAAAAGAUCCGACGAUUGACGAAAAGGGUCGAGCAGCAAACGCGGAGAAAGUAAAAUAAAGAAAGCAAAACCCAAAGAGAAUCGAGAGUAAAAAAAAAAACUAAAAAGAACACUUAAGAAGAAAACAAAAAUCGAAUUUCCAUGUUUAAAUCGCAAAACCAAAAUUAUCGAUUAACAACCAAUUAAAAGGAAAACCAAAGAGACAAAAACCAAAAGUAAAGUAAAUUGCUACCAGUAAACGCUAGUCCAAAUCUUCACUAUAAAUAUAUAUAUAUAUGUAUACAAUAUAUAUUUAAUUAAAAAUACUUCAAGAAGAACACGCCAAUUGCCGCAAAACUUACUCCAAGCCGAAAACCAAAACCAAAACCAAAGAUUUCCAUUAAACAAACGCAAAAUACCAAAUACCAAACACAGCUUCAAAGUGUGCACAAUAAAACAAAAAAAAAAAGUUAAUAACAAAAACCAAAGAAAGACAACCAAAAAAUCCAAUAUUAUUAAAUAAAAACGAAAGACAAUUAAGCAAAGUCGAAGAAGAAAAAGAAGUACCAAAGAAAACUGCGCCAAAGUCACGGCCAGCAAACAAAAAGUACAACAAACAAACAAAACAGCAAGACAUACAAAUAAUACCAACAAAAGCAGCAACAGCAGCUGUGAAGUGAAGCGUCACCACUGGCCACGCCCACUCCCCGCGGCCCAGCCAACCGCCCCCCGUUUUCGCAAUCUUUUGGAUUGGCAGCGCAUCGUUUCCAAGAAAUCUUGCGUGUGCCGAGAAAAAUUGAAACACUAGAAAUCAGUGUCGGUGAAAGACUCCCUUACCAAAGAAAGCCCAUCUUUUUUUUCGAGUGUAUACGAAUCAGUUCCCUUUUUUUUUCUGUGUGACCCAAUCGAAAGGCAACAGCAACAACAAGAACAACAACUGCAACAACUGUGAUGGGAGAUCAGCCAAAGGCAACGACUAACGCAACCGGAGAAGCCGAAGGCGACGCCGUGAUGGCCUCCAAUCGCCAGGAUUCGCUGCCCAACGGAGCAGCAGGAGCAGGUGCAGGAGCUGGAGAAGGAGUUGGAGUUGGAGUUGGAGUGGGAGCAGCAGCUGGGGCAGGAGAUGGAGCAGGAACAGGAGCAGGAGCAGGAGACGGUGGUCCACCACCACCACCACUGAUGACGGACCCAGAGGAUCACUCCGUUGGUCAGGGCAUCGUGGGUCCGCCCAGUCCGCUCACCGGCUGCUACCUGCUCAUCGUCCUGGGCGAGCCGCACUCCGAGGAGCACAAGGACAACAUCUUGCAGCAUCUGCUCAAGGGUUUCCUCUCCUGGGACGUUUCCGACUGUCACGUCGACUUGGAAGAGGAGCUCAAUACAAUUACACAACAUGCGCCCGAGGGCGAGGAGGCUCGUCACGGCGAACGACUCAUCCAGUAUGCCAGCGAGAAUCUGGUGACGGAGGUGCUCAUCCACCCGCAGUACAACACGUUGAUCCAAUGCAUGCGAAACCUGCUCAGCAGCUUUACCCGCCACCGGCACAUCAUCCACGCCGGCUACACCUUCAGCGGAAAUGGUUCCUGGAUACUGCAGGACGGAACAUUCUCUGUGGCGGACUUCUCGGAGGCCUUCCAGGAGCACGACGUACAAAGGGUGAUCCGGGCCUAUGCGGACACCAUCACCAUGAACAUACACUGCGCGGACGCGGGUCUGUGGCACACUCUGCCCGAGAAGGCCUUUGCUCGCCAGUGCCGGAUCCGGAUCAAUCCCGUCGACGUCCUGGACACGAGCAGCGAGUGUAUCAACGGAUUUAUAGAUUACCUGGCGCCCAUGGUGAUGCCAACUUCGCUGAGGGAGCUGCUCGAGACCUCGGACGUGGUGGGAAAUAUCCGCUUCACCCACCCCACGCUAUACGUCUUCCCCGGCGGCCAGGGUGAUGCUGCCCUCUUCGGGAUCAACGGCUUCAACAUGCUUGUUGAUGGCGGCUUCAACCGUAAGGCAUGCUUCUGGGACUUUGCCCGGCACCUGGACCGACUGGACGCGGUGCUGAUGACGCGCCUGAACAACAGCAACGUCCAGGGAUUGGGGGCGGUGGUGUCGCGCAAGCGGGACUCCCACGUCUACCCCCAGAUCGGGCACUUCUUCGGCAAUGUACCUGACCGCAAGGGCCUGCCCAGCCCCGACGGCGACAAGGAUCGCGACCCACUCUUAAUCGAUCUCUUCGAGCGCGGACACGGUAUCGUCAGCGACCUCAAGGCACUGGAUCUCAAGCCACAGGGCUGCUACCGCAACCAGGAGCCGGUCAACCUCUACCACAAGGUGGGUCACGGCACUCUGGACAUGUAUGUGAUAAGCCCAGCGCGCGACUCCAAGGAGGUUAAGGAGUUCCUCCAGAAGUGGCACGCCGGCGACCAGCGGCUCUUUGCCGCCCGUGAGUCGCGCGACUUUAACUUCCCGCUGCAGAACUUGGUCUCCAUUUGCGCCCUGCUCGUUUGGCAGCCGGCCAAUCCGGACGACACCAUCACUCGCAUCCUCUUCCCGGGCAGCACUCCUGACUUCAAGAUCCAGGAGGGUCUCGAGAAGCUGAAGCACCUGGAGUUCAUGAAGCACUCCACCUGCACAGCCAAGUCGAUUGCCCCAGCCAUCCAGACUGUGGCCGGAACGCGAAAGAGCCUGAAGUCCGCCAUUGAGUCUACUCCGGCUCCGCCCAGCGCCAGCUACAAGUCCAGCAAGUUCGGUCCCGUGGCCAGUGCCGCCAUAGCUAUCCAGCACCCUCAUCCUCAGCAGCAGGACAACAAGGCAAAGGAGGCUGCGGCGGCGUCGGCAGCUGCAUCUGCCGCAUCCAUUGCCCGCACCAAAGCGGAUUCCAUGGACACGGAUGUAGAGCCGGAGCAGGAGGCGGAACCUGAACCCGCUGACACUGGGGAUGAGGCUGCUCCCGCCGAGCAGGAGGCCGAAGCGGAAACGGAACCCGAGCACGAACAGGAAACCGAGCCAGUCGAGCAGGACAACAAGGAUGUGGGCGAGGAGAAGAAGGUGGAGGUUCUAAUCAUGAAGCCCCAGCAGGCGACAGCACCAGCAGCAGCCCCAGCCUCUGGCAAAGAUGGAGUGGAUGCAGCUCCCGCCGAUGCCACGCCCACCGGCGGCAAGCCAGGCAAGGCGUCUGCCAAGGGCAAGGCGGAAAAGCCACGGGCGGAGGUGAAGCCCGUGGUUCGGUCCCGCAUCGACACCAAGCCGCCCAAGUCCAUGGACCGCAAGCUGGCCAAGCGGGACGAGAAGAAGAGCUCGCCCACGGCCACACCAGCAGCCCGUGCACCAGCAGCCCGCGACGCCAAGCCGAAGGUGCUGAGCCGCCCAGCCACCAAGUCCAGUCCCAGCAGCACUCCGGCCAAGAGCGCCAAGGAAGCCAACAAUCGCAAGGUGCUAGAGUCCAAACAGCAGGCGGCUCGCGUUCAGGCCACCAGCACAGCCACCUCCAGGCGAGUCACUAGCGCCACCAGCGAACGGCGAGUCCAACAGCAGGCGGAAACGAAGACAGCGGCGACUGGGGCCACUCAGGCGGCCCAGAGGAAGCCGAUCUCGCGGAGACCACGUGGCGUUUCGCCCUCGAAGCGAGCACCGGCACCUGGUAGUCCAGUGAAGCAGGCCAAGCCAAAGGCGGCGGAUCUUAAGAAGACGCGCCUGGACAAGGGCGGCACCACCGAUUCUAGCCUGGUGUCCACUCCCUCCGUCGACGAGGCCACGGCUGCCAAGAAACUACAGGACCUUACCGCCUCACAGGAACUCGACGCCGAGAAGCAGCGCGAACUGGACGACCUUAAGGAGGAACAGGAGGUGGUGCGCGAGAUCGAGGCGGUGUUCAGCCGGGACGAAAUGAAGCGCCACCAGCACCAGCAGAUUAAGGCCGAGCUGCGCGAAAUGCCCGCUGAGGGAACCGGCGAUGGUGAGGAUGAACCCGAGGAGGAGGAGGAGUACCUGAUCAUCGAAAAGGAGGAGGUGGAGCAGUAUACCGAAGAUUCGAUCGUUGAGCAGGAAAGCAGCAUGACCAAGGAGGAGGAGAUCCAGAAGCACCAGCGCGACUCGCAAGAGUCGGAGAAGAAGCGCAAGAAGAGCGCCGAGGAGGAGAUCGAGGCGGCCAUUGCCAAGGUGGAAGCGGCCGAGCGCAAGGCUCGAAUGGAGGGCGCCUCCGCAUCUGGACGGCAGGACCAGGAUGAGUCGGAACAGGAAGCGGACCUGGAGCAGAGCGAGAUCAAGGCCGAGGUGCAGGAGAUCAUUGCUGCUGCCAAGGAUAUUGCCAAGUCGCGUACCGAGGAGCAGUUGGCCAAGCCCGCUCAGGAGGAGGAGUUCUCCUCGCCAACGCCCGAGGAGAAACUGAGCAAGAAGACUUCGGAUACCAAAGACGACCCAGUCGGAGCUCCAGUCGACGUGCUGCCCGUCAAUCUUCAAGAAAGCCUGCCCGAAGAGAAGUUCUCGGCCACCAUUGAGUCGGGGGCCACCACAGCGCCCACACUUCCCGAGGACGAGCGCAUCCCGCUGGAUCAGAUCAAGGAGGACCUGGUGAUCGAGGAGAAGUAUGUCAAGGAAGAGACGAAGGAAGUGGAGGCCAUUGUAGUGGCCACCGUACAGGCUCUUCCCGAAGCGGCUCCAUCCGCAAUUGAGGCCGUGCUGGCCGCAACUACUAAGGAUGCCCCCAAGGACGCCAAGAGGGAUAUUUUGGGCGAGCUUCCAGACUCUGGGGAACGAGUGCUGCCCAUGAAGAUGACCUUUGAGGCGCAGCAGAACCUUCUGCGAGAUGUUAUCAAGACGCCCGACGAAGUGGCCGAUCUGCCCGUCCACGAGGAAGCCGAUCUCGGGUUGUACGAAAAGGACAGCCAGGACGUCGGUGCCAAGAGCAUUUCGCAUAAAGAGGAGUCUGCCAAGGAAGAAAAGGAAACGGACGAUGAAAAGGAGACCAAGGAAGCAGAGGUCGAAGAGGAGCAGGCUGAACCGAAAGAGGAAGAACCCCCUAAAGUGGAACUCAAAGAGCCAGUCGAGGAGGUGGUUGUGGAGAAGGUCGAGGCAACUGAAGCUGCAGUGGAGAAAAAGGCAGAGGAGGUGGUUGUGACCCUGGAGACCGAACCGAUUGUGGAGGCAAUUGUGGCCCCCACCCAAGAGAGCCAGGAUCAGCCAAAAGAGCAAGAGAAGGACAUGGAACCAGAGUCCGAACAAAAGGCAGAGUCAGGAAUCAUAACCGAAAAGGAGGCCAAAAAGUCGGCCAGCACUCCCGAAGAGAAGGAGACCAGCGACAUUACCUCCGAGGAUGAGCUGCCAGCCCAGCUGGUGCAACCGGUGACCCUACCCCCGAAGGAGGCCAAGGAACGUGAGGACACCGUCUCCAUGGAGAGUCCCGCCACCAUCGAGGAGGCCAUAGAGGUUGAGGUGCAGGCCAAGCAGGAAGCAAAAAAACCAGAGCCAGGUCUGGCAGAGGGUGCCAAGGCGGACACGUCAACUGCUGCCUCUAAGGAGGCCUCCCGUCCCGAAUCGGCGGCAGAUGAAGCUAGGCCCGACGAAAAGUCUCCACUAGCUUCCAAAGAAGCUUCGCGCCCGCAAUCCGUUGCGGAGAGCGUCAAAGAUGAGGCUGAGAAGCCGGAGAGCCGACGGGAAUCGGUGGCAGAGAGCAAGAAGCCAGAUAGCGUCAAGGACGAAAAAUCCGCACCCGCCUCCCAAGAAGUUUCCCGACCAGUCUCAGUAGCGGGCAGUGUUCAAGCGGAAGUCGAAAAGUCCAAGGAACCCUCCCGACGGGAAUCCGUAGCCGAGAGCCAUAAGGAUGACAAAUCCGCACCAGCUUCCAAAGAUGCUUCGCGGCCUGAAUCCGCUCUUGAGCAUGUCCUAGAUGAAGCCGAGAAACCGGAAAGCCGCCGGGAAUCUACUACGGAAAGCAUUAAACCAGAAAGUGCAAAGGACGAAAAAUCUCCCUUGGCCUCGAAGGAAGCCUCCAGACCAGAAUCUGUGGCAGAGACCACCAAAGACGAGGCAGAUAAGUCGAAGGAGCCGUCCCGUCGUGAAUCCAUCGCAGAAAGCGUCAGGGCCGAGAGCACAAAAGAUGAGAAGUCACCGCUGGCCUCCAAGGAAGCGUCCCGGCCAGAGUCAGUCGCUGAAAGCAUCAAGGAUCAAGCUGAGAAGGUGGAUAGCCGCAGGGAAUCAGUGGCCGAAAGCGUGAAGCCAGAAAGUGCAAAGGACGAAACGUCCGCUCUUCCCUCGAAGGAACCUUCCCGACCAGAGUCCGUUGUGGAAAGUGUCAAGGAUGAAGGCGACAAGACCGCAAGUCGUCGGGAGUCUGUGGCCGAUAGCAUCAAACCGGAAAGUGAAAAGGACAAGAAGUCCCCACUGGCCUCUAAGGAAGCCUCCAGGCCGGAAUCCGUUGCAGAAAGUGUCAAGGAUGAGGCUGAAAAGUCCAUUGAACCAUCCCGACCGGAAUCCGUUGCAGAAAGCGUCAAGGAUGAGGCUGAAAAAUCAAAGGAACCAUCCCGAGCGGCAUCUGUAGCAGAAAGCGCCAAGGCGGAAAGCACGAAGGAUGAGAAGUCCGCCCAAGCCUCCAAGGAAGUUUCUCGACCAGGAUCAGUGACAGAAAGCGUUAAGGACGAGGCUGAAAAGUCAAAGGACCCAUCCCGAGCGGCAUCUGUAGCAGAAAGCGCCAAGGCGGAAAGCACGAAGGAUGAGAAGUCCGCCCAAGCCUCCACGGAAGUUUCUCGACCAGGAUCAGUGACAGAAAGCGUUAAGGACGAGGCUGAAAAGUCAAAGGAACCAUCCCGAGCGGCAUCUGUAGCAGAAAGCGCCAAGGCGGAAAGCACGAAGGAUGAGAAAUCCGCCCAAGCCUCCAAGGAAGUUUCUCGACCAGGAUCAGUGACAGAAAGCGUUAAGGACGAGGCUGAAAAGUCAAAGGAACCAUCCCGAGCGGCAUCUGUAGCAGAAAGCGCCAAGGCGGAAAGCACGAAGGAUGAGAAGUCCGCCCACGCCUCCAAGGAAGUUUCUCGACCAGGAUCAGUGACAGAAAGCGUUAAGGACGAGGCUGAAAAGUCAAAGGAACCAUCCCGACGGGAAUCGGUAGCUGAUAGUGCCAAGGAGGCCAAGUCCCCGCUUGCUUCGAAGGAAGUCUCAAGACCCGGAUCAGUAAUCGAGAGUGUCAAGGACGAAGCUGAGAAGCCGGAAAGCCGCCGAGAGUCGGUGGUCGAGAGCAUCAAGGCCGAGAGUGCCAAGGAUGAAAAGUCACCGCUCGCCUCGAAAGAGGCUUCCCGACCAGAAUCCGUGGCCGAGAGCAUCAAAGAUGAGGCAAUUAAGUCUAAGGAGGAAUCACGACGUGAGUCCGUGGCUGAAAGUCUUAAGGCGGAGAGUGCCAAGGACGAAAAGUCCCCUCUUGCCUCCAAAGAUGUUUCGCGACCAGAAUCGGUUGCCGAAAGUGUAAAGGAUGAAGUCGUCAAAUCCGCAGAACCUUCGCGACCAGGAUCCGUUGCGGAAAUAAUUAAGACAGAAAUCGGCAAGGUUGACCAGUCGCCUAUUGCCUCUAGGGAUGUCUCCAGACCAGAUUCAGCGGCGGAAAGCGAUAAGGAUGAUACUGACAAGCCAGAAUCUGUGGUGGAAAGUGUCAAGCCUGUUGCCGAUGACAAAACUGCUCCAGCAUCAAAGGAAGUUUCACGACCAGAGUCUGCUGUCGAAAGCGAGAAGGAUGCGGCUGAAAAGGAAAAAAGCCGUCGUGAAUCAGUUGAAAGUGCAAAGCCAGAGAGCAUUACCGACGAAAAAUCCUCAGUUCCCUCAAAGGAGAUUUCUAGGCCAGAAUCUGUGGUGGAAAGCGUCAAGGAUGAAUCUGAAAAGCCAGAGAGCCGCCGCGAAUCGGUCGCUGAAAGCGUUAAGCCAGACAGCACCAAAGACUCCAAGGAACCAUCCCGACCAGAAUCAAAGGUGGAAAGCGUUAAAGAUGAGUCUGACAAACCGAAGAGUCCGUCUCGACGAGAAUCUGUUGCAGAAAGUGUACAGGCCGAAAGUGCUAAGGACGAUAAGUCUGCAUUGGCCUCAAAAGAAGCUUCUAGACCAGAAUCCGUGGCGGAAGGUGUUAAGGAGGAGGCUGACAAGUCUAAGGAACCAUCUCGACGUGAGUCGGUGGCAGAAAGCGUGAAAGAUGAAGCCGCCCAGUCGAAGGAGGUCUCUCGUCCCGAUUCCGUUGCAGAAAGCGCCAAGGGAGAAAGUGCCCUGGACGAAAAAUCAUCAUUGGCAUCCAAGGAAGCCUCCAGACCAGCAUCCGUUGCAGAAAGCGUCAAGGAUGAGGCUGACAAGUCCAAGGAGCCAUCCAGGCCAGAGUCGGUGGCACAAAGCAUUAAGGCGGAGAGUACUAAGGACGAGAAAUCACCGCUGGCCUCCAAGGAAGCUUCCAGACCAGCAUCAGUUGCAGAAAGUGUGAAAGAUGAAGCUGAAAAGUCCAAGGAAGAAUCUCGACGAGAGUCGGUGGCCGAAAGCGUUAGGGCGGAGAGCAGCAUCGAUGACAAACCUAUUCCAGCCUCCAAGGAACUAUCUAGGCCAGAAUCCAUGGUAGAAAGCGUUAAGGACGAAGCAGAAAAGCCAGAGAGUCGUCGCGAAUCUAUUGCAGCUUCACCAGAAAUAGCCAAAGAAGAGAAGUCUGCGGCAGCUUCAAAGGAAGUUUCUCGGCCAGAGUCUGCGGCGGAGAGCGCUAAGGGCGAGGCAGACAAGUCGAAGGAGCCAUCCCGUCGAGAAUCUGUAGCCGAAAGCGUCAAAGCGGAGAGCACUAAGGAUGACAAAUCUCCUCUGGCUUCCAAGGAAGCAUCUAGACCAGAAUCCGUGGUGGAAAGCGUGAAGGACGAAACUGAAAAGCCAGAAAGUCGUCGCGAAUCUUUUGCUGAGAGUGCCGCACUGGAAAAAGCCAAGGACGAGAAGUCUGCAGCAGCUUCAAAGGAAGUUUCUCGCCCAGAAUCUGUAGCGGAGAGUGUGAAAGACGAGGCUGACAAAUCCAAGGAGCCAUCCCGGCGGGGAUCAGUCGCAGAAAGCGUUAAACCAGAUAGUUCAAAGGAUGACAAGUCUCCACUAGCUUCUAAGGAAGCUUCCCGACCAGAAUCUGUGGCUGAAAGCGUGAAAGAUGAGGACGAAAAAUCAAAGGAGCCAUCGAGAAGGGAAUCCAUCGCUGAAAGUCUAAAAGCGGAAAGCGUCCUGGACGAGAAAUCGCGCCCGGCAUCCGUUGGUGAAAGCGUAAAGGAUGAAACACAAAAACCAGAAAGUCGUCGGGAAUCGGUCGCUGAAAGCAUCAAGGCCUCUAGUGCUAAGGACGAGAAGUCUCCAUUGGCUUCGAAGGAUGUGUCCAGGCCAGGAUCCGUGGCUGAAAGUGUUAAGGACGAUCUUGAAAAGCCCGAAAGCAUCAAGGACGACAAGUCAAAGGAGCCCUCUCGCCGCGAAUCACUGGUUGAACCGUCUGCUGUCAUUUCGAAGGAGUCCUCUCCCAGGCCAACAUCUGUGGCCAGUGAUCAUGAACCUGCCGUCGCUGCUGAGGUCGAGUCCAAGCUUUCCAUUUCCCCAAAAGACGCAUCCCGGCCAGGGUCUGUUGGUGAAACUGCCUCCUCGCCAAUUGAGGAAGCGGCCAUGGAGUUCUCGGAGAUAGAGGUCGUGAAGAGAGCUAGCCUUGCUCUUAAUCUGCAAGCGGGCUCUGGAGGAAAACUGCCAACGGACUCGAGUCCCGUUGACGUGGCCGAGGGUGACUUUUCCCAUGUCAUGGCUUCUGCCUCCUCCGUCUCAGCCACACUUACCAAACCAGCAGAGCUCUCGCAGGUUGGUGCAGCUGAUACGGUCUCGUCUCCUGUGGACGAGGCUCCCAAAUCCCCCUCUGCUCUUGAGCAAGUAUCCCGACCAGAUUCUCCGGCAGAAUGCGCAAGUGCGGAGAGUGCCAAAGAUGACAAGUCGGCACUCGCUUCGAAGGAACCCUCAAGGGCCGAAUCAGUUGCAGAAAGUCACAAGGAUGAUGAUGUGCAGCUCAAGAGUUCAGUGGAUGAAAAAUCCACAGAAGUGAAGGAUUUGAAAUCUCCAGUUGCCUCCAAGGAAGCUUCUCGCCCACCUUCGGUCGCAGAGACAGCAUCAUCGCCGAUCGAUGAAGCUCCCAAAGACUUGGCCGAACUCGUGCUACCUUUGAGUAGUGAACUAAAGGGUGAUCUCCCAACUCUGUCGAGCCCUGUGGAUGUGGCCCAUGGGGAUUUCCCCCAGACAGCAACACCCACAAGUUCUCCUACUUCAGCCCAGCCUGCUGAACUGUCCAAAGUGGACAUUCAGAAGACAGCAUCGAGUCCGGUAGACGAGGCUCCCAAAUCUCUUAUUGGAUCUCCGGCAGAAGAGCGCCCUGAAUCUCCUGCUGAAAGUGCCAAGGAUGAAGCUGAGAAACCUGUUUCCGUAAUCGCCUCCAAAGAGGCGUCUCGGCGUGAAUCCGUCGCAGAAUGUUCAAAGCCAGACAGUGUUAAGGAUGAGAAGUCUGCAACCGCUUCUCAAGAGGUCUCUAAGGAAGCGUCCCGACAAGGAUCCGUAGUAGAAAACAUUAAAGACGGAGCCGAAAAAUCCAAGGAUUCAUCGCGUCCACCGUCCGUAGCUGAAAGUAUUGUGGCGGAUAGUGCGAAAGACGAUAAAUCCCCUCUUGCAUCGAGGGAGAUUUCCCGGCCUGGAUCGGUGGUGGAAAGUCUCAAGGACGAUGCUGAAAAAUCUAAGGAAUCAUCGCGUCCACCGUCCGUUGCAGAAAGCACUAAGGGGGAAAGCGCCAAGGAGGUUUCCCGACCUGAGUCGGUAGUGGAAAGUGUUAAGGACGGGGAUGAGAUUGCUGAAAGCCGUAGAGAAUCUGUUGCUAAGCCAGAUGACAAGCCGUCACUUGACCUAAAAUCAGAAACUAUCGUGAAAGCUGUCGCUGAAGAGGCUGACAAAUCCAAGGAACCAUCUCGCCGAGAAUCCGUAGCAGAAAGCACCAAACCGGAAAGCCCCAAAGACGAAAAAUCUCCGCUGGCAUCUAAGGAAGUCUCUCGACCUGGAUCCGUCGUAGAGAGCAUUAAAGAUGAUGCUGAAAAACCUGAAAGCCGUCCAGAAUCGGUCGUCGAUAGUACAACGCCAGAAACCAAGGAUGCAAAGUCCCCAACCCCACCAGUCUCAAAGGAUGCGUCCCGUCCAGACUCGGUAGUCGAAAGCGUUGCAGCUGAAUCUGAGAAGUCCAAGGAACCAUCCCGGCGGGAGUCUAUAGUGGAAAGCCUCAAGGUAGAUAGCACAAAAGACGAAAAAUCUCCAGAGGCAUCAAAGGAUGCCUCCCGACCAGCAUCUGCCAUCGAAAGUCUCAAGGAUGAGGAUGAAAAACCAGAGAGCCGACGUGAAUCGAUCGCAGGCAGCCUUCAAGCGAGCAGUACCAAGGACGAUAAGUCUGCGUUGGCCUCCAAGGAUGCCUCAAGGCCAGAAUCAGUUGUUGAGAGCCUCAAGGAUGAAACUGAGAAAUCCGAAAGCCGUCGGGAAUCCGUUGCCGAAAGCAUUAAGCCAGAUAGCUCCAAGGACGAGAAAUCUCCUCUCGCCUCGAAAGAGGCCUCCCGGCCGGAAUCCGUAGUGGAAAGUGUCAAGGAUGAAGCAGAAAAAUCAAAGGAGCCAUCCCGACCGGAAUCCGUAGACGUAAAGUCGCCACUCGCCUCAAAGGAAGCUUCCCGGCCAGAAUCGGUGGUGGAGAGCAUCAAGGACGAAGCUGAGAAGCCCGAAAGCCGUCGGGAGUCAGUUGCCGAGAGUAUUAAGCAAGGUAGUGUUAAGGACGACAAGUCGCCCCUCGCUUCCAAGGAGAUCUCACGCCCAGAAUCUGUAGUGGAAAGUGUAAAGGAUGAAGCAGAAAAAUCCAAAGAAGCUUCACGACGAGCUUCCAUCGCAGAAAGCACUAAGGUGGAGACCGCAAAGGGUGAAAAGUCACCACUUGCUUCGAAAGAAGUUUCUCGACCUGGAUCCGUCGUAGAAAGCGUUAAGGAUGAAGCCGAGAAGGCUGAAAGUCGUCGUGAAUCCGUCGUAGAAAGCGUAAAGCCAGAAAGUGCAAAGGACGAAACGUCCGCCCUUCACUCGAAGGAACCUUCCCGAUCAGAGUCCAUUGUGGAAAGUGUCAAGGAUGAAGGCGACAAGACCGUAAGUCGUCGGGAGUCUGUGGCCGAUAGCAUCAAACCGGAAAGUGAAAAGGACAAGAAGUCCCCACUGGCCUGUAAGGAAGCCUCCAGGCCGGAAUCCGUUGCAGAAAGUGUCAAGGAUGAGGCUGAAAAGUCCAUUGAACCAUCCCGACCGGAAUCCGUUGCAGAAAGCGUCAAGGAUGAGGCUGAAAAAUCAAAGGAACCAUCCCGAGCGGCAUCUGUAGCAGAAAGCGCCAAGGCGGAAAGCACGAAGGAUGAGAAGUCCGCCCAAGCCUCCAAGGAAGUUUCUCGACCAGGAUCAGUGACAGAAAGCGUUAAGGACGAGGCUGAAAAGUCAAAGGACCCAUCCCGAGCGGCAUCUGUAGCAGAAAGCGCCAAGGCGGAAAGCACGAAGGAUGAGAAGUCCGCCCAAGCCUCCAAGGAAGUUUCUCGAUCAGGAUCAGUGACAGAAAGCGUUAAGGACGAGGCUGAAAAGGAACCAUCCCGAGCGGCAUCCGUAGCAGAAAGCGCCAAGGCGGAGAGCACGAAGGAUGAGAAAUCCGCCCAAGCCUCCAAGGAAGUUUCUCGACCAGGGUCAGUGACCGAAAGCGUUAAGGACGAGGCUGAAAAGUCAAAGGAACCAUCCCGAGCGGCCUCUGUAGCAGAAAGCGCCAAGGCGGAAAGCACGAAGGAUGAGAAAUCCGCCCAAGCCUCCAAGGAAGUUUCUCGACCAGGAUCAGUGACAGAAAGUGUUAAGGACGAGGCUGAAAAGUCAAAGGAACCAUCCCGACGGGAAUCGGUAGCUGAUAGUGCCAAGGAGUCCACGUCCCCGCUUGCAUCGAAGGAAGUCUCAAGACCCGGAUCAGUAAUCGAGAGUGUCAAGGACGAAGCUGAAAAGCCGGAAAGCCGUCGAGAGUCGGUGGUCGAGAGCAUCAAGGCCGAGAGUGCCAAGGCGUCCCGGCCGGAAUCCGUGGCCGAUAGCGUAAAAGAUGACGCUGCCCAGUCGAAGGAAGCCUCUCGUCCCGAAUCCGUUGCAGAAAGCGCCAAGGGAGAAAGUGCGCUCGACGAAAAGUCACCAUUGGCAUCCAAGGAAGCCUCCAGACCAGCAUCCGUUGCAGAAAGCGUCAAGGAUGAGGCUGACAAGUCCAAGGAGCCAUCCAGGCCAGAGUCGGUGGCACAAAGCAUUAAGGCAGAGAGUACUAAGGACGAGAAAUCACCGCUGGCCUCCAAGGAAGCUUCCAGACCAGCAUCAGUUGCAGAAAGUGUAAAAGGUGAAGCUGAGAAAUCCAAGGAAGAAUCUCGGCGAGAGUCAGUGGCUGAAAGCGUUAAGGCGGAAAGCAAAUCUUUUCCGGCGUCCAAGGAAGCAUCAAGACCAGAAUCCGUUUUAGAAAGCGAUAAGGACGAAGCUGAGAGGUCAGAAAGCCGUCGUGAGUCAAUUGCCGAGAGUGUGAAACCAGACGCCUCCCGACAACCUUCGGUGGCGGAGGAGGUCACAAGGACCGACAGCGUACCUGAUGACAAAUCGCGUCCCGAGUCCGUGGCUGAGAGUAUUCAGGCACCUAGUAAAACGAGUGACUCGUCACCCGCCCCAUCCAAGGAAGCAUCUCGUCCAGCCUCAGUCGCAGAAAGCGCCGCCAUCGACAAGUCGCAGGAGGCAUCCCGACGAGAGUCAGUGGCCGAAAGCGUGGCGGCAGCGAGCGUCAAGGAGGAGAAGUCACCGCUUCCAUCGCGCCCAGAGUCGGUGGCCGAGAAGUCAGCAGCUGCCUCGAAGGAAGCCUCUCGCCCUGCAUCGGUGGCGGAGACCGCCUCCUCUCCCAUUGAAGAAGGUCCACGAUCCAUCGCUGACCUUAGUCUGCCCCUGAUCCAGACGACAACCGAGGCCAAGGGCAAGCUCCCAACUCUCUCGAGUCCCGUCGAUGUGGCCGAAGGAGACUUCUCGAAGGCACAAGUUGAGCCCUCCUCAGCUCUUCCAGCUACACUUUCCAAGCCAGGAGAGCUCUCCCAGGCGGAUACGGCGCAAACAGCCUCCAGUCCCGUAGACGAGGCUUCUCCAGUCCUGGAGGCCAUCGAGGUAGCUGAAGAGCAUAUCACACCUGGCGAUGGGGUCUUGAAGGAGACACCUGAAGCAGACCUGCUGGGUCUGAAGGAAACCAAAUCAGAGACAGCGACCGAGACCGAGACCGUAACCAAGCAGUCGGAAGCAUCGUUGUUCGAAACGAUUUCCUCCAAGGUUGAGGAAAAGAUGGAGAAGCUGGAGACCUCGGUGAAGCAGGUGGAGGAGAAGGUCGAGAGUUCAGCAAAGCAGGUUGAAGAGAAGGUCGAGAGUUCAGUGAAGCAGGUGGAAACCACUGUGGCCGAGACUCUGGAGCAGGUGAGCAAGGAGAGCACCGAGCAGCUGACCCAGAUCAAAUCUGUGCUGGACACCAAGAUUAGCAGCGUCACCAGCCUACUGAGCUCUGCAGUGGAGACCGUUGAGAAGAAAGUGCAGGAGGUCACCGAGAAAGUAAGCGAGAAGGCAACCGAAGAGGUUACCGAGCAAGUCACCAAAGUAUCUGAAAUCUCUACGGAGAGUGGUCAGGACAAGAGCAGCCUGGAGCUGGGCACGUUCUCGGAGCUGCGGGAAACGCACAUCACCACCGUCGGCUCGCCGGAGUUCACGGUUACGAUCUGCGAGCGGGAUGAGCCCGUAUUGCACGACAUCAAGGAGGAGGACGAGGAGCAUCGCUUCUCUCCUCCCAGCGAUGGCGACAAGACUGGAAUCCUCCCGCCCCAGCCGAUACGACCACUAUCGCCGCGCGAGGAGGAAGUGUUUAAAAUCGUUGCAGACGUGGCCAAGGUUCUCAAGUCCGACAAGGACAUCACCGACAUAAUACCCGACUUUGACGAACGCCAGCUGGAGGAGAAGCUAAAGUCCACCGCCGACACAGAGGAGGAAUCCGACAAAAGUGUUAGGGACGAGAAAUCGCUGGAGAUUAGCGUCAAAGUGGAAAUCGAGUCAGAGAAGUCAUCGCCCGACCAGAAGUCCGGCCCUAUCUCCAUCGAGGAGAAGGACAAAAUCGAGCAGUCUGAGAAGGCUCAGCUGCGCCAGGGAGCAGCGGCUGUCAGUCGCCCAGAAUCGGUUGCCAGCCAGGUGGAGUCGGUGCCCUCUCGUCCAGAAUCAGUGGCCAGCCACGAGCAGAAGGAGGCGGACUCCCUGGCCAAGGAGCCCACAUCUCCCCUUCCCAGCAAGGAGGAGUCCAAACGCGAGUCUGUGCUCUCCGAGAGCCACAAGGGUGAGAGGAUCUCGCGCCCCGAGUCCGUUGCCAGCCAGGUGAGCGACAAGGACGUAAAGAUCUCACGCCCAGCAUCCAGCACCAGCCAGUUUAGUACCAAGGAUGGCGAUGAGGAGACGACAGAGUCGCUGCUCCACUCACUUACCACAACUGAGACCGUUGAGAGCAAGCAGGUGGAGGAGAAGUCGAGUGUGGAGUCUGUGUCCACUUUCGUUACCAAGUCUACAGUCCUCUCUAGUCAGUCGGUCCAACUCCGCGAAGAGUCUACCAGCGACUCCCUGAGCAGCAGCCUCAAGGUGGAGGAUAGCUCCCGACGCGAGUCGCUUACCAGCCUGCUGGCCGAGAAGGGAAGCACCAUAACAGGCGCCAGUCUGAAGGAGGACACCAGCACCUCCGCCUCCCAGCUGGAGGAGCUGCAGGUACAGUCGGAGGAAUGCUCGUCGGAAUCAAUCGUCAGUGAGAUUCAGACCAGCAGCGCCCUGAAGUCGGUCAAGGAAACCAAGGACACCAAGGAAAUCAAGGAGACCAAGGAGACCAGCAGCUUCAGCACCAGCACCACCAGUGCCACGAAAGACGAUAGCCUCAAGGAGACCGUGGCCGAGUUCCUGGCCACCGAGAAGAUCGUCUCCGCCAAGGAGUCAUUUAGCACUGAGGCCGCCAAGUCGGCCGACGAGUGCCUGAAGAAGGUCACCGCCAGCAGCGUCUCCAGCUCCAGCACCACCGCCUCCCAGCGGGCGCUCUUCGUGGGCACGGACGAGUCGCGACGGGAGUCCCUGCUGAGCCAGGCCAGCGAGGGCCGCCUAACCCACAGUGAUCCCGAGGAUGAGGAGCCCGAUGAUGACGAGGACGAGCGUGCCAGUGUGAAGGAGAGCCGCUCCAAGUCCAUUGCCACCAUCAUGAUGACCAGCAUCUACAAGCCUUCCGAGGAUAUUGAGUCAAUUGACCCGCUCGCCGAGGAGGAGCACGAACAUGUGGAUCUGCUGGGUCAGGAGGCCACCUCCGCCUUGACUUCCACCUCCACCACCACCACCAGCAAGACCACAACUCUUCUGCAGUCCAGUGAACAGAGCAGCAGCACAACCACUAGCAGCAGCUCCAAGACCUGUGCCUCCAAGGUGGAGUCCAUCACACUCACACAGAUAGAUCAGCAGUCUGGCCAGGAUCAGGCCCAGUUCCAGGCUGAGCCCGCUGACCGCAAGACUCCGCCAACAGCGCCCGUCAGUCCAAGCGUCAAGCCAUUGAGUUCGACAGGAUCUGCUGGCUCAGUGAUUGGAGCCGGAGCUGGAUCUGGAGCCGGUGCGGCUGGCGGAAAGUGUGAAUCCAGUGCUGCCAGCAUCGUCUCCUCUUCGGGACCACUGUCGCCCAAGGACAUCAGCGGCAAGUCCAGUCCCGGAGGACUUACCUCCGAGAGCCAGUCCAUUCCCACUCCGCUGGGUCGGGAGUCGCACACGGAAACCCCGGAGUCCUCGCCCAAGCCCACGUCGCCUUUCCCGCGCGUCACCAAGGAUGAGCUCAAGUCUUUGGAAAUUCAGCAGCACGAACAGGAGCAGAUGCUGGCAGGAGCAGUCGCUGCAGCCGGAGCUGAGUGCGAGCCAGAUCUUCCCGAGCUCCACGAGCUGCGCGGACUCGAGUGCACCACCGCCCUCAGCGGCAGCACAGAUAAGAUAAUCACCACCACCAUCACCACAGUGACCAAGGUGAUCUCGGCGGACGGCAAGGAAAUCGUGACCGAACAGAAGACGGUGACCACCACGGACAGCUCGGAGCCGGAUAGCGAAAAGGUGGUGGUAACCACCACUCGCACCACCAGCGAAAGCGAACGCGACCAGCUGCUGCCCAAGGAGGUGUCGCUGCUGCGCGACGACGACGAGGACCUGCUGCUUGGAUCCCCGCGCAGCACCGCCAGCUACGAGCUGCAGCAUUCAAGCUCCGGCGUGAGCAAGCGUUCCGACCUGGACGCCGAUGGCGAUGAGAGCCAGGACGACAUUCCUCCGCAGUAUGGCAGCGAGGAGCACUCGACGGCGCGCUCGAUCCUGCUGCCCCGCACGGCCGAUCCCAUGGCCACCUCCUUCUACGGUGCCUUGCCCGACAGCUUCGGCGCCGCCGUUUCAAUCAAGCCCAGCACUGAGCCAAUCCCGAUCCAGGGGGUCCCGUCGGGCGACAGCCAGUCGUCGGAGAGCGUCGAGAGCAGCAGCCAGACCUGGGCGGGACACAAGUUCCUCGACCAGGCGGACAAGGACUUCCAGCGGGCGCUCGAGGAGCACGUGCAGGCGCGCGGCGCCGAGGUUAUGUCUUCCGUCACCGCCAAGUACUCCUACUCGCCCUCCAAGGCCGAGGAGAUGGAGCAGAUCGUUACCAGCACUGCGGAACGCCAACGCUUCCCGCUGAGCGAUGUUCAGCGCGCCCGCGUGGCGGAGAGUGGCUUCGCCACCGUGGGCAGUGUGACCUCCCAGCCGCAGCAGCAGCAGGAGGAGGCCGUCGCCGCCACCACCACCACCACAACCACAGCUGCAGCAACAUCAGCAGGCGCCAUAACCACAACGAGUUCCACUGGAGCCCUGCCCAAGGACCGACUGGAGGAGUGGGGCAAGCCCCUGGGCCUGCCAUCGCCAGCACCGCUGCCCGUGGAGGGCGGCUCUGAUAUUCGCACCACUCCCAAGAAGGAACGCCGCCUGGUGGCCACCAAGACGCGACUGAACAACGAGAAGAACCUGCGCAAGCGCAGCGAAUCGCCCAACAAGGCGGGCAAGAAGCCGGCGCCCGUCUACGUGGACCUCACAUAUGUGCCGCAUAACGGCAACUCCUACUACGCCCACGUGGACUUCUUCAAGCGGGUGCGUGCUCGCUACUACGUCUUCUCCGGCACGGAGCCCAGUCGCCAGGUGUACGAUGCGCUACUAGAGGCCAAACAGACAUGGGAGGACAAAGAGUUGGAGGUCACCAUCAUACCCACGUACGAUACCGACGUGCUGGGCUACUGGGUGGCUGAAAACGAGGAGCUGCUAGCCAAGCACCGCAUCGACCUCUCGCCCUCCGCCUCUCGCUGCACCAUCAACCUGCAGGACCACGAGACCUCGUGCUCCGCCUAUCGCCUGGAGUUCUAGGCCACGGGCUUGUUUAUUGCAUUCGACGAUGACUAGGCCAACCCACAACGCACCCAACCAGCGAAGCAGACGACGACGACGGGAAUGAGGAUGAGGAUGAGGACGAGGACGAGGAGAGCACUGCCAGGAGAUCGAGUCUAUGUAUGGCUUACAAAGUGCUUGGACUCGAGCUCUGGCUACCAGGACGAGGACUAGGACAAGCACCAUGACGACGACGACGACCACAGCAACAGGACGAGAUUGAGGAUCAGGAUGAUGAUGAUGAUGAUGAUGAUGACAAGGACAAUGCAAUAUGGCAAGUUUCGUGCGCAAGCAGCCGCAGGAAACGGAAAUGAGACGGACGCAGGCUGAUAUGGCGGAGUACGGGUCACGCGAAUGACGCCAUUUUGUUUACCAAUGCCGUCUAUUGAGCUUUCGCCGACUUAUUUCUGCCAACCAAAAGCUACGUAAUUAAUUGAUAUUUAGUUUAAAGAGAUUAAUUACCAAACAAUGCAACGCAAUGCAGAUCCUCAGUGGAUGAGUCGAGAAGAAGGCACUUAUUUGUUGCUUUCAUUGAAUAACGUCAAGCUACCUUGCCUAGUAAUCCAAAGAUCAAAAUAGUUUUCAAAACCGCAUAGCUAAAAUAUACAAAGAUGGAAAAAACUAAAAAAACCAAACCAAAAACUAAGAAACCAAAAAGCUAAAAAACCAAAAAGACGAAGAAAAGACGAAAGGAGAAGAAACUAAGAUGAAGUAAGAAAAGACACACACUCUAUAUAUAAAGAAAUUAAUAUUCAUGUUUAAAAAUGUAUUAGUCGAAACCUUUACGAACCCGUCGUAUGGUAUUCGAAUUUUAAAGCGAACAUUAGCUAACUGCAAGUGUAUAACCCGCAAAGUCAGAGCUCUAUGUAGCCGUAGGAUAAUAAGCGAUCAUAAUACAGAGCGAAGGACAAAGAUCGAAGGAUCUAAACUUAAUCAAACGUUGAAGGCUAGCAAGCGAUUACAAUUACGAUUUACGAUUUACAAUUUACCCUUCACCGAAGCAAAUCCAAAUCCAAAAUUCCAUAUUCGAAAACCGAUAACCCAAUUAAUUGUAUAACUCAGGCUCCAAAUCGUUUUCGUAGUCCAUUUUCACCGCUUUGUUUCGUUACGUUUUGUUAUAUUGCGUUUGGUUCCGUUGUUCCAGCAGGCAGCCGCAGAAAGACUUACAAACCCAAGAAGCUAUAGCAACCGAUAUACGUACACUUCCACUUCCACAAAUGGGGGUUAAUAGGAGAGAAGAAGAAGAGAAGAGUAGGGAACUGAGAAUUGGGAUGGUGAUGUAGCUAGGAACUGAGAGUAUCGAGUAAUAAGGAGCUUAGGACUCGACGCUGUUGCUGGAGGAUCGAGGAUGGAUAAGAUGAGGUACGACUAAGAGUUGGACGGCAAGACGACGAACGCAAGACGAAGACGACGAUGACGACAAAGUCAAUGCUGAUGUUACUAUAUAAGGAUUACAAGGGUCUGAGUGGGCUAAGCUGGUAUGGGGUUAGGGAUAGGAAUAGAAGGCCUAUGUUGGGUGGGUUGGGGUUAGGGUGGAGUGAGGAGUGAGGAGUGAGGAGACAGUGAAACAGCUAUUGUGAGACAAAAACGAGAAUGAGCAGAAGGUCGAUAACUAAAUACGAAUAAAUAUGGAGUACACAAAGUGAAUGAAGGUUAUUUUUCUAUAUUUUUUUUACUUUUUCAUAGUCAUAGAAUAACAAAUUUGCAAACAAACAAACAAGCAAGAUAAAUAUGCAGCAAGAGCAGGACGAGAACGAGACGUGAACCAGGCACACAGGCAAUUUUAAUCAACUCAACGUUACCAGUAACCAGUAACCAGUAACCGCAAAAGCGGAACAUGCAAUUCGAGGCCACAGCAAAAACAGUCCAAAAGAGCCAGUUACAAUUAUAAAUUAUAGACUCGGGUGGUGCGAUGCGCUGCUCGGGACAGACUUUUUAGGGUACGCGUAUAUUUUUGAGUUGCUUUUUAUAUACAACAGCAACAGGUCUGCAAACGUGCAACAUGCAACGUGCAACGUGCAACAGGCAGGCAGCAACAGAAACAGACAACAGUCACUGGCAACCGUCCAGUCUACAACCGUUUGAUAAGCAACCAGCGAAAUUUAAGCAAAAUUAUACACACGUAGGGCUAAGAGGGGCGGGGAUACGUUACUCGAGGAUGCGGCGGUCCAUUGGGCCUUCCUGAUAGGUCAGGGUUGUAAGGUCCAGGUCCCGAUCCCCUUUCCGAUCCCGAUCCCGAUCCCGAUCCGCGUUCCCCGUCCGACCAGCACAUGCGAUUGGGAUAUUGAAUACCGAUCGAUACCGAGCGUCUUUCGAUUAUUAAGUAGCAUUGCAGUCUCCGCUUCGAGGAUUUUAAAUUUAUAACCGAGAAAACAAAAAGAAAAUACAAAAAACAAGAAACCAAAUGAUCAAGUUUAUUAAAUAUUAAUUAUUUUCCAAAUUCGUGCGCUAAGCGAAACAAAACAUAAACUAAAACCGAAGAUGGUAAAGAUAAAGAAUACUCACACAUGAACUAUAUACACUAUAUAUAUAUAUAUAUGUACUUGAGCGUAUUGAUGUUGCUUAAAACGAAAAACCCCAAAAAAAAAGAACUCUUCUCCCAGCCAGAAGACAUUUUUUGCCUUUCACGAAACGAAUUUCCCCUAAGAUACGAAAAUAUGAGAACUUGUUAACUUUGCCCCCGUUUGUUUGCGACUUAAGUUUCGUUGAGAUCAGAUCAAUCAGAUCAGACUAUAUACACGAUACACUAUACACCACACACCAAAAACCAAAAACCAAACCACACGCACAUGUAUCCAUUGCCUUAUAUCCAGAGAACAAACAGAUAUCUGCAUCAUACCUUAUAUUAGUCUAAGAAUCAAAUACGAUAUGUAUGACCUAUGAGAGUUUGUUUGUUGAAUUUGCUUUUACUUUUUAGCAGCUUCGAUUUAAAUCAAAUAUACAUACUAAACGCACACACCCCCGCACACACGCAAUCCCCAUAUGGUGUGUGCGAUGUGUGUGGGAUCUGUGUGUGCUCUAUAUAAUCAUUAGUACAGCAAGUGCAUGCAGAAGGUAAAAUUGUUACAAACAAGAGCCGAGCGAAUAAUCGCUAUCUGGCGGAUGCGGAUGAUGAUAAGAUGAUGAUGAUGAUGCAUCCAUGUAGCCAUAGCUAUACGGAGACAGGGAGAGAGCGAGCCAGCACAAAGAUCCGAUAAUGGGCAAAGGUUACCGCAAAGAAAUAUAUAUGUAUUACAUUUUAUGAAACGUCAAGCUUAUCUCAAGAACUAUUUCCAAAACAAAAUCUGAAAUUAUAAUAAACGUAUUUAUGUGAA